UGGAUGUGGGCGGAGAUGUGUUCCUCCUGACUGACCGCUGGGUGUCUCCCUCAAACACUCACAGCUUCAGCGUCUGUCGGGUCGGAACGGGCUCUCCAGAAUCAGCUGAACUCAGACUGGAACGCUCCACCAUCUGCAGCAACUCCAGAGCCUCCCGAACCUGCAGAACAUCCAGAACCUCCAGCAAAUGUUUGCGCUUUUACGCACUUUUUACGCGCUGCGGUUCGGCUUUCGAUGCUGGAGUUUGAGGAUUUACGCCGCUGAGGAAGCAGCAGAACCAGAAGAACCACCAAGACUACCAGGACCAUCAGGACCAUGGCUUCGGACCCGGACAGGAGCAGACCAGGUGUGAAGCAGCUGCUGGAGAAUGCUGGGAACGGAAGCUGUGCGGACUGCGGAGCUGCAGACCCGGAGUGGGCGUCCUACACGCUGGGUGUGUUCGUGUGCCACAGCUGCUCCGGCCUCCACAGAAACAUCGCUCACAUCAGCAAGGUUAAGUCUCUGCUGCUGGAUCCCUGGAGCUGCUCGGAGCUGGAGAUCCCAGAGUGUCUACAAAGGAACACAACAUUUAGUCACCUGGAGUUUAUGGACUCGGUGGGAAACGCCGCUGCUAAAGCCAGAUAUGAGCAGCUGGUUCCAGCCUUCUACUGCCGGCCGUCGCCCUCAGACUGCAUGCUGCUGAGGGAUCAGUGGAUCCGAGCCAAAUACGAGAGGAAGGAGUUCAUGUAUGUGGAGAGGCAGGAGCCCUACUCAGCAGGAUACAGAGAAGGGUUUCUAUGGAAACGAGGCCGAGAUAACGGACAGUACCUGAGCCGGAAAUUCAUCCUGUCGGAGCGUGAAGGUGUUCUGAAGUACUUCAACAAGAACGACGCCAGAGAACCCAAAGCCACCAUGAAGAUCAGCAGUUUGAACGCUACCUUCCAGCCCGGUAAGAUGGGAACGGCUCACGGUCUGCAGAUCACCUACCUGAAAGACAACAGCACCAGGAACAUCUUCGUCUACCACGAGGAUGGGAAGGAAAUGGUGGACUGGUUCAACGCCAUCCGAGCCGCCAGGUUCCACUUCCUGCAGGUGGCCUUUCCUGGAGCUCCGGAGUCCGAGUUGUUGCCGAAGCUGACCAGGAACUAUAUAAAGGAGGGUUACAUGGAGAAGACUGGCCCAAAGCAAACCGAAGGCUUCAGGAAGAGAUGGUUCACCAUGGACGACCGCAGGCUGCUGUACUUCAAAGACCCGCUGGACGCUUAUGCUCGAGGUGAGGUGUUCAUCGGCAGUCAGGAAAACAGAUACUCGGUUCUCGCCGGUCUGCCACCCAACACGCAGGGCUCCCAUUGGCCGUUUGGAAUCACUAUAGCGACCCCAGACAGGAAGUUCGUGUUUGCGUGUGAGACGGAGGAGGACCAGAGAGGCUGGAUGUCAGCGUUUCAGAUGGUUGUCAGCAGACCCAUGCUGCCUCAGGACUUCGCAGUCGAGGCGUAUUUUAAACACAAGCCCUGAUGGAGGACAUUCCAUAAUAGAUGGUGCAGGUAUGAGUGAAUCCUCCAGGAAUCAGAACCAUUCCUUCUGUUCUCCAGCAGCUUUCAUUGGAACCUGGACUGGAAAACGUUUUAUUCUCAGUGUAUUUAUUGUAGUGACCAGCAGCAGAGAGGAGAACAUCUGGAGGUUCAUCAGAAGAUCUCUGGUUCUAACCUGAAACACUGGAUAUGUCUGAGUAUUACAUGUGUUGCUAAUAAAAGGCUAAAGCUUCA
Molecule: messenger RNA, 1745 nt
Organism: Amphiprion ocellaris (clown anemonefish)
Lineage: Eukaryota; Metazoa; Chordata; Actinopteri; Pomacentridae
Product: arf-GAP with dual PH domain-containing protein 1
Exons: 12
Coding region: 316-1494 (392 amino acids)
Biological process (GO): positive regulation of GTPase activity
Cellular component (GO): plasma membrane; intracellular membrane-bounded organelle
Molecular function (GO): phosphatidylinositol bisphosphate binding; GTPase activator activity
Source: RefSeq, a predicted model, not a curated record